AUGACCCCCCAGACCUUGACGGAGAAAAUAGUACAGGCACACUCUCAAAAUCUCGCAGAGGGCAAAGUCGUCAGGUCAGGCGACUAUGUCUCACUUGCACCGCAUCGAUGCAUGACCCACGACAACAGCUGGCCCGUCGCGACGAAAUUCAUGUCCAUCGGCGCCAGCAAGAUCCAUGACCCUUCCCAGAUCGUGAUGACGCUCGAUCAUGACGUGCAGAACAAGUCAGACAAGAACUUGAAGAAGUACCAGCAGAUUGAGUCGUUCGCGAAGAACCAGGGGGUGGACUUUUAUCCUGCGGGAAGGGGGAUUGGACACCAGAUUAUGGUUGAGGAAGGGUACGCGUGGCCUGGGACGAUGGCCGUGGCUAGUGAUAGCCAUAGUAAUAUGUAUGGCGGGGUUGGUUGUUUGGGGACGCCAGUGGUGAGGACGGAUGCUGCGAGCAUUUGGGCAACAGGCAGGACGUGGUGGCAGAUUCCGCCGAUUGCGAAGGUUACGUUUACUGGGGUGCUGCCCGAGGGUGUGACGGGGAAGGAUGUGAUCGUGGCAUUGUGCGGGCUGUUCAACGAGGACGAGGUGCUGAAUCAUGCUAUUGAAUUCACAGGCACUGAGGAGACCAUGAAGAGUUUGCCGGUCGACGAUCGAUUAGCCAUUGCGAAUAUGACGACCGAAUGGGGCGCGUUGAGUGGCCUCUUCCCCAUCGACGACAUGCUGAAAGGCUGGUUAAGAUCGCAAGCAACAGAGGCUGCCAUGAACUCAGCCAAUCCUCCCUCAUCGCCCACAGCGAGUCUGACAAGCUCACGAUUCAACCACCAACGCCUUGAUGACCUUUUCGCGGACCCUUUGGCGGCCGACAAAGGCGCCAGCUAUGCGAAGGAGCUCUACCUCGACCUCUCAUCCCUCCAGCCCUACGUUUCUGGCCCGAAUAGCGUCAAGGUCGCCACUCCACUGUCUGAGCUCGAAGCCCAGGAUAUCAAGAUCAAUAAGGCCUAUCUCGUCUCGUGUACGAACUCUCGCCGCUCCGAUAUCGCGGCCGCAGCAAAGGUGUUCAAGGAUGCGACUGUGGAUGGUCAGGUCCCUAGCAUCGCCGAAGGCGUGAAUUUCUACAUCUCCGCCGCUUCAUUACCUGAGCAGAUCGCUGCUGAGGAGCAAGGAGACUGGCAGACCCUACUCGCUGCUGGCGCCCAACCCCUACCCUCCGGAUGUGGUCCCUGCAUUGGUCUUGGAACAGGUCUGCUCGAGCCCGGCGAGGUGGGCAUCAGCGCCAGCAACCGCAACUUCAAAGGUCGCAUGGGCUCUACAGACGCGAAAGCCUACCUCUCGUCUCCUGAAAUCGUGGCUGCAAGCGCAUUGAAAGGCAAGAUCGCCGGUCCAGGCAUAUAUCAGCAACCCAAAGAAUGGGAAGGUGUAGUCAAGGGCGAGGGCGGCUACGCCAGCUUCAGCAUGGAAGACGCGCUCGAGAAACUCGUCAACGACGCCGAAGCAGCUGUCAAAGAAGCCGAAGCGCGAUUAGAAGGCGCCAGUGGUCUGGAAGGCAGCCAUGAGCGCCUCGCCGGCCAGGACGCCGCCGACCAGUCUAGCGCCGGCGGGCUGACAGAAAUCCUCCCUGGCUUUCCAGAGAAGGUGACAGGCGAGAUCGUGUGGUGCGACGCCGACAAUGUCAACACCGACGCCAUUUACCCAGGCAAAUACACCUACGACGAUGCCUUCUCCUCGGAUCCAACGAAGAUGGCUUCCGUGACGAUGGAGAACUAUGACCCGACCUUCUCCUCCAUCGCCAAGAAAGGCGACAUUCUAGUCUCCGGCUUCAACUUCGGCUGCGGCAGCUCGCGCGAACAAGCCGCUACUGCGAUACUUGCAAAGGGGAUCCCCUUGGUCGUCAGCGGCAGCUUCGGCAACAUCUUCUCCCGCAACUCGAUCAACAACGCACUAAUGGGCGUCGAGGUGCCAAAACUCAUCUCCCGUCUUCGCGAAUCCUUCUCCGCUUCUUCACAACCAGCCACCGGCUCCGCUGGCACCGAGCCCAUCACUGAGCCAGACGAGAACAGGCAAAGUCUCGAUUCUCCUCCUCCAGCACCAGAGAGCAAACCGAAGGCGCAAAAGGCGUUGACUGUAAGGACUGGCUGGAGCUUCACCUGGGAUGUCCGACGGAGCCAGGUUGUUGUGCAGGAGGGAGAGGGUGGGGACAGCUGGACGCAGGCGGUGGGGGAGUUGCCGCCGAAUGUGCAGGAGAUUAUUGCGAGGGGAGGUUUGGAGGGGUGGGUGCGGGGGGAGAUUGGGAAGGCGUGA
This is a messenger RNA of Saxophila tyrrhenica, 2289 nucleotides long. RefSeq names its product mitochondrial Homoaconitase (gene LYS4). The record is from RefSeq and is a predicted model, not a curated record. Gene Ontology annotation, biological process: L-lysine biosynthetic process. The transcript has a single exon. NCBI's taxonomy places the organism in Eukaryota, Fungi, Ascomycota, Dothideomycetes, Mycosphaerellales, Extremaceae. The coding region runs from base 1 to 2289 and encodes 762 amino acids. Gene Ontology annotation, molecular function: homoaconitate hydratase activity; 4 iron, 4 sulfur cluster binding.